Molecule: messenger RNA, 9996 nt
Organism: Podarcis raffonei (Aeolian wall lizard)
Lineage: Eukaryota; Metazoa; Chordata; Lepidosauria; Squamata; Lacertidae
Gene: PITPNM2
Product: phosphatidylinositol transfer protein membrane associated 2
Exons: 26
Coding region: 459-4688 (1409 amino acids)
Biological process (GO): phospholipid transport
Cellular component (GO): cytoplasm
Molecular function (GO): phosphatidylcholine intramembrane carrier activity; phosphatidylcholine binding; phosphatidylinositol transfer activity
Source: RefSeq, a predicted model, not a curated record
AGGAGUACCUCUGUUCAUUUUUUACAGCUCCCCGCUUCUCCAUGGCAACAUAGCUUAGUGUUCCCUGCAGAGCAGAGAAUCCGUUUUAUUUCCCGUCUCCUUCCCCCCUUCCUUCCCUUCUUCCCUUCCCCUGCCUUCCCCUCCCUUCCCCAUCCCUUCUCUUCAACUGGGCUUUCCUGUCCACGGACAUGGAUGUUUUGCUGGGCUUUGUCUGUCACCAGAGUGUGCAGUGAUGAGACCGGUGGCCACAGCACUUCAGCAAGGCUUCUUAGUGAAGGAUGGCAGAACGAGGGAACGCUUUGGGAGCCAGGGUGAAAAAGAAACGCGAUCAAACACCGCUCUCAGGUUUUUUCCAUAAGGGGGCAUCGAUGCAUGAGCUUACUGUUAUGUAAGCAGCCUCCAGGAAGCACCUCUGGCUUGCAUUUCUGACCAGACCAAAGGGCUGCUUGGAUUUCAAGAUGCUUAUAAAAGAGUAUCGCAUUCCACUUCCGAUGAGUGUGGAUGAAUAUAGGAUUGCCCAGCUGUACAUGAUACAGAAAAAGAGCCGAGAAGAGACAUGUGGUGAAGGCAGUGGUGUAGAGAUUUUGGAAAACAGACCAUAUACAGAUGGUCCUGGUGGCAAUGGGCAGUAUACCCACAAAGUAUACCAUAUUGGUAUGCAUAUCCCCAGUUGGUUUCGGUCUAUACUGCCAAAGGCAGCUUUAAGAGUUGAGGAGGAGUCAUGGAAUGCGUAUCCUUAUACAAGGACAAGGUAUACGUGCCCAUUUGUGGAGAAAUUCUCUAUUGAUAUUGAAACCUAUUACAUAUCUGACUCAGGAGAGCAAGCCAACGUCUUCAACCUUUCCCCUGCAGAGAAAAGGCAGACCAUUCUUGAUCCCAUUGAUAUUGUUAAAGAUCCCAUCCCUCCACACGAAUACAAAUCAGAAGAAGAUCCAAAGCUAUAUAAAUCAGUGAAGACCACAAGGGGUCCUCUGUCAGAAGACUGGAUCAAAGAGCACAAGAACAACCCUGGGAGAUACCCUAUGAUGUGUGCAUACAAGCUGUGCAAGGUGGAAUUCAGAUAUUGGGGGAUGCAGUCUAAAAUUGAGCGCUUCAUUCAUGAUGUUGGCUUGCGGAAGGUGAUGGUUCGGGCCCACAGGCAAGCUUGGUGCUGGCAGGAUGAAUGGUACGGGCUUACCAUUGAGGACAUCCGGCAGCUGGAAAAGGAGGCACAACUGAUGCUGGCACAGAAGAUGGCCCAGUUCAGCUGCAAUGAGAGCGAGCUGGAGCAGCACCUUCCCAAAGACCCUCUGGAUGAGAAUGAUACGGAAACAAAGGCCAUAUCUCCAUCCACCAAGGCGGUGGACACUGCUAGCAAUAUCGGUGAAGCCUUGCCAGGGAGAGUGCUGACCAAGCAGUGGUCGACGUCUUCCAAGUCCUCUUCAAAAAGAGGAGCAAGCCCCUCGCGCCAUAGCAUAUCGGAGUGGAGAAUGCAGAGCAUUGCAAGAGAUUCAGACGAGAGCUCCGACGACGAAUUCUUUGAUGCACACGAGGACUUGUCUGAGAAUGAAGAGGUGUUCCCAAAAGAAAUUACCAAAUGGAGUUCAAACGAUCUCAUGGAUAAGAUCGAAACUCCAGAAUCUGAAGAAGUACCAGACGAUCCAUGUCUUGAAUCAGCAGCAGAGUACCAUGUUGGAUCCAGCGUAGAAAGGCUAAGCAUCAUUGAGGAUGAGGUUGUGCCUCCACUAGUGCAGCCAAGCAAGAUCCAUGUCCUGCUCUUGGUGCUGCAUGGAGGCAACAUUUUGGAUACAGGAAGUGGUGACCAGAGCUCUAAGCAAGGGGAUGUCAACACCAUAGCCACCGCCUUUGACACUGUCAUUAGGGUCCAUUACCCAGCGGCCCUUGGGCGCAUAGCCAUCAGAUUGGUCCCUUGCCCAGCCAUCUGCUCUGAAGCAUUUUCACUUGUCUCUAACCUCAGUCCUUACAGUUACGAUGAAGGCUGCCUUUCCAAUAGCCAGGAUCACAUUCCACUUGCAGCACUUCCUCUGCUGGCCACAUCGUCCCCACAGUACCAGGAGGCAGUUGCCACGGUGAUCCUGAGAGCCAAUCAGGUGUACAGCGAGUUCAUCAAAUCCCAGGAAGGCGCCUCAUUCAGCGGCCAGGUGUGUUUGGUUGGGGACUGCGUAGGAGGGAUCCUGGCCUUUGACGCUCUGUGCUACAGCAACCAAACCAUGUCAGAGAGUCAGAACAGUAGCCGACGUGGGAGCGUUGUAAGUGUGCAGGACACUGACCUCUUGUCUCCUGGAAUCAUUGUGAACAACAGCUACUGCUCAGGGGGCUCCAGCCUGGAAGCCAGCCGCCACCUCAGCCGGAGCAACAUUGACAUCCCUCGCAGCAACGGGGAGGAGUCCAGGAAGCAGCUGCCGCGGAAGAGGAGCGACUCGUCGACUUACGAAGUGGACACCAUCAAGCAGCACCAGGUCUUCCUCUCCAGUUUACAUUCUAGCGCUCUAAAAAACUAUGCGGGAUCAAGGACAUCAAGCAGUUCCACUGUGCUGGAUGGAGGAAAUCUUGGGAAAUUUGAGUUUGAGAUCACAGACUUCUUCCUGUUUGGAUCUCCUUUGGGGCUGGUCCUCGCAUUGCGAAAAACCGUCAUUCCAACUCUUGACAUCUUCCAGUUGAGACCAGCCUGUCAGCAAGUCUAUAACCUGUUCCACCCUGCAGACCCGUCAGCCUCACGCUUGGAACCUCUUCUGGAGAAGAAGUUCCACAUUUUACCACCCUUUAAUGUCCCACGCUACCAGAGGUUUCCUCUCGGGGAUGGCAAUUCAGCCCUCCUGGUUGAAACAGUCCAGAGCAACCCUGUCCUCCUCGUAGAAAGCAGCCCACUGGUUGCUCUCCAGAACCACGACAGCUUCAUGGAAACCAGUAUCCCUGUUCCCAUCCUGAAUUGGCAAGAUAUUUCCAGUAAAAAUUCUGGAUUUGCUGAGUCGGAUGUUGUUCAGUCUCAUGGUGGCGUCUUCAUGGAAAGUGCAUCCCCUUCGGCUCCCAUUUCAGCCCCCCAGUUCAGGGGCUUCCGGAGAGCCAGCGAGGCCAGCAUUGCCAGCCAGGUCUCGGGAAUGGCAGACAGUUACACUGCUUCCAACAUAGCCAACAAAAACAAACACCAUCUCACCCAUUCCAGGGGGUUUAGCCUUCUAGCCCUGCUUGCCCUCCCACACAAGGCCCCCACCCACCCCUCGCCCAAAAGGCAUAGGGCACCUAAACCUGAAAUUUCCCAGAACCCCUUAGGAAGAAGGGUUGGGAGCUCCUCCCAUUGGGAAGUGGAUGGCAUUCUACAGAUCCCGGACCUGGACAUCGACAAAGUUGCUGCCAAAUGGUGGGGAACGAAAAGAAUAGACUAUGCUCUCUAUUGCCCUGAUGCCCUCACCGCCUUCCCUACGGUGGCCUUACCGCACCUCUUCCAUGCAAGCUACUGGGAGUCAACAGAUGUGGUUUCCUUCCUCCUCAGGCAGGUGAUGAGGCACGAGAACGCCAGCAUCCUGGAGCUGGAUGGGAAGGAGGUCUCUGUCUUUACUCCUUCUAAGCCCAGGGAGAAGUGGCUUCGCAAGAGGACCCACGUGAAGCUAAGGAACGUCACAGCCAAUCACCGAAUAAAUGAUGCUAUUGCCAAUGAGGACGGACCCCAGAUGUUAACUGGAAGGUUUAUGUAUGGCCCAUUGGACAUGGUCACACUCACAGGAGAAAAGGUGGAUAUUCAUAUCAUGACACAACCCCCAGCAGGAGAAUGGGCUUACUUUGACACAGAAGUCACCAACAGCAGUGGUAGGAUUUCCUACGUUAUCCCCGAAAACAGGCGGCUGGGCAUUGGCGUGUAUCCUGUCAAGAUGGUGGUCAGAGGCGACCACACGUAUGCCGACAGCUACAUCACUGUUCUGCCCAGGGGGACUGAGUUUGUGGUCUUCAGCAUUGACGGUUCCUUUGCAGCCAGUGUUUCAAUCAUGGGCAGUGACCCCAAAGUCAGAGCUGGAGCAGUUGAUGUAGUACGGCACUGGCAAGACCUUGGCUACCUCAUUAUCUACGUCACGGGCCGGCCUGACAUGCAGAAGCAACGGGUGGUUGCCUGGUUAGCACAGCACAACUUCCCCCAUGGGAUUGUCUCGUUCUGCGAUGGUCUGGUUCACGACCCACUGCGGCACAAGGCCAACUUCCUGAAGUCCCUACUCACAGACCUUGACAUGAAGAUCCAUGCGGCCUAUGGAUCCACCAAGGAUGUCUCGGUCUACACCUCCAUCAGCCUGCCGCCUAUGCAGAUCUACAUUGUUGGGCGGCCAACCAAGAAGUUACAGAACCAUUGUCAGUUCAUUACCGAGGGAUACGCAGCCCACCUGGCCCAGCUGGAAUACACCCAUCGCUCCCGCCCCGCCAAGAACACCACCCGGAUGGCUCUUCGGAAAGGCAGCUUUGGCCUCCCGGGCCAAACAGAAUUCCUGCGCAAGAGGAACCACUUGCUGCGCACCAUCUCCUCUCAGCCAGCCACGGCAGCCAGUGGAAGCAGUGGCUACAGGCCGGAGCGAACCCAGAGUCAGUCAGAGAGUGACCGGGAGAGGGAGAGGGAGCGCAGCCAGAGGAGCAUGAGCCUUGCCACAGGCUGCUGGGGCCGGAGCACAGCCUCCAGACUGGAGCCGGGGGGCCUGGGGCAGAAGUAGAGCAGCCGGACGGCAGCAGCAGGAGGCAAUCGUGCAUGGCAGCAGCAGCGGGGGUGAAACAACCCAGGCCUGUGGUGUGGGGUAGUGGGGCAAACAUGGUGCUACUCAUUGCCAGAGAGGCGGUCAUAACUUUAUGAGGCGAUAACAGACUGGUUUUCCCCCCCUCCAUGCAAAACACACAGGCCUUGGUGACGGGGGCACUGGGUUUUUGCAGAGCACUGUGCAAAGAGGAACAAGAAAACUGCCUUUUCAACCAGAGGGGCAUCAGGAAGGGGAAGAUGAAUACUUUGGCAGCUUCUGGGUGCAGCUUUUUCCUGCCCCCCCCCCUUUCUUACCGAGGUUUGGUGAUUGUAAAUAUGUGCCUCCUCAGCUUCUUAGCCAUCAGUCAAAGAUGCAAUGGAGGGCAGGAGCGUCCCAGUGCCAUGUGCGGGCAGAACUGGAGGAGUUAGGCGGGGGAGCCACAACUGUGGGCUUGUUCUGCUAUCUGAAGUGAAGGGAGCUGCAUCCUGCCACCACUUUGAUGCUCCACUUCUGGAAUCUGGAGAGACUCGGGUUGGACACAGGGAAGAGUUCAAGGCAAGCAAAGGAUGCUUAGAACACACUCCUAUUCUGCUAGGAAGCAAAGUCAUGUUGGCAAUGGCUAAUUCAAGGCAUCUUUGGUGCGAGAAACAUGGGAUCCGAAUAGCAGUUUGUUUUAUUUGGGUACAAUUUCCUAUGAUUAUUUUUAAGCGAACAUCUUAAAAAAGGAGGGAAAACAAAAACCAGAUUUUGGAAACUGGUGGAUUGUACUAAUGCAGAGAAAGGAUUUUAUCUGCUGCUUUCUGGUCCUUGGUGUAUGAGGGAGGGGGCAGGGUGAAAGAAGUUGGGCAGUUACCCAGUUACUACUUUGUACUUUUGGAAAGUACCAACAGUUAGUUUCAAGCAUCUAGGAAACAAAUAGCAGAGUGCUAUUUUUGCUCAGCCUAAAAAAAGCGAAGUCCAAAUUCUUCCCCACUCCGCCCAUUUCUCUUCUGCCUCUUGACCAGAAGGGAGUCCGUCCUUCUUUCCAACUUUUGCAAUGGCUUUCAGCGGAGGAUGUAAAUUUUGCUUUUCUUUUUAACUAUAGUUAUGCAACUGUAAAACCUCAUUGUUUUUAUUUGUUUUGCACUGAUAAUUUUUAGAAAGGAGGCCUAUUACUAUUUUAUGAAGCUACACCCUCCCUAUUUAUAGCGCAUGCCAGUCAAAUGUUGCUAAGCCAGGAUGCAUCUACCCAAAUGCAAACAUGCACACACACAGGGCUUUUCCCCACCAACAAUGUCAGGAGAUUUAAAAAGAACAAGUGCAACAAAUUGAGAGGUACAAACCAAGGGAAUGCGAUUUUUAAAAGGAGAGAAUAGACAUAUCUUAAAUUUCCCUAACUACUCUCUGUACAGGAGUUGCAGGUUUGAUGGUUUGGAUUUGCUGCAAAGUUCUGUGAAGUACAUUUGUGAGCUCUGCCCCAAGUUCUAAAGAACGUGCUUGGUUUACAACACCUUAUAGUAGCUGUUUGAGAAUGGGGGUAAAUUGCACAAGGGAACAUAGGCCUACAAGGAAGGGUCUGCACCAUCAUGCCACCUCACCCUGCAGAUUCAGUUUCCAGCUGUUGCAGAACACGGUUAGCCUGAGAUAAUGGACUAGUUCUCCAAGAGUUGGGGUUGCCCUUUCUUGCCUAUAGCUUCUGGCAUUUUUUAUAUUUGCACAGGUGUGCUUCUUUGUUCAGUGUUCCACUUUAUACGUAAAACAUUUCCCCCCCUAGACCAACAUCUCUUUCAUUGUUUCUUCUUUUCAAUACCAAGACUCGGCAGCACUGUGAAUUACAGCCUCUUUCCAAGCCACGAGGCUCAACAACUCACCCGGACGUGUAAAAAGCUACUUUGCUACAUGGGUUUCAACACCAAAUUUAAAAUGGUGUGCUCCAUCCAUAUGAAUGUCAUUGUCCAAAAGGGGUAAAAUCCAUUUAUUUAUCCAUGGAAACUGCUGCUCUUUUCAAAUGAAGCUUGCAACUCCCAACAUUUCUUAAAUGGUUGAUGAUGAGCCAUACUGCAAGAUUAUAAGCCUCUUGUCUCAGAUGAAGUCAACAAGAAAAUCUUGGCAAGUUUUUACUACUUUUUUUUUAAAAAAAACCCAAGCACUAUUGACUUCCCUUUCUCCUCAGCCUAGCUCUUUGCAAAUAUACAUCAAAAAAAUGAGUGGGUGGGUGUUUGACAUGCAGAAUCCACAUGGACUGCAUUAUAGCUCUUUGCCAGCUCAGUGUAUCAUCUGACCAUCAUCGCAAAAACAGACUAGGCGGCCACAUGAUCUGGAUUUGAGUUUCAUUGAUUUGGCCUCUCCCCUGAACAGUCAAGACAUGACAUGUACAUUAUCCAAACUUUGAGACAUUCAGUGGCUCGUUUUAGUGUGCGUGUGUGUGUGAGUGUGUGUGUGAGUAGAUAGUGUAAAGGGAAAAACAAUGUAAAAUGCCUGGAUACGGGUUGGGGAGGAAGUGGGUGAUAUAUAUAUAUAUAUAUAUAUAUAUAGAUAUAGAUAUAUAUAGAUAUAUAUAUAUGCGCGGUGAAAGUAAUUUAUUUUAUGUACAAAACCUAUGUCUGGAGGGAAAUAAACCUUCAGGUUUUGUUAACAUUUCAAGACCUAGCUUCCCCUCCCCCUUGUUUUCAGGCAUAAUUUACAACAGACUCAUUUUAUGGACCAAGUUCAAACUGUCCAAGGAUGCUAAAAGAAAUCUUCUCAUUGCCUCUCACCAAUCCAUAUUUGAAACAAGUGAUCCAUAAAAGGGACUGUCAUUCCUGUGUACACCCCACCCCCAGCCCUUGGCCAGGCAUCUCCUCUCUUCCAGCCAUUCUCCCUUGUUUCUUUUCAAGACGGUGGUUUUGUGUGUGUAAGGGGAUUGGGGUGGUUCUUCAUCCUUCUUUGCGAUUGUAAUAAUUUUGAAUUAAGUGAGCGGCGAGCAAGUGACAUUAUGGCUAGAGGCUUUUUUCAUUUUUUUAAGCUCUCCAGGAUGCCAUCAUUCUGGUCCAUGACUUAUGUAUGUAUACCCCUCGUGUGUUGUCCUUGAUGUUGAAAGCUGAACUUGCUACUCUGGCAUUAAACAAACAAUAGCAAUAGCUUCAUUAGAAAGUAGUGUGGCUCCCUCUGGAAUGAAUCUGGAGAGCAGCAUUCGCCAUCCCAGUUGGAAAUGCAAAGACUGAUUUGUGGAAUCUGAAGCCAUCUGUAUUUAAUGCUGUAGCCUCAGUGAUUGUCUUUCCUUGAGAUCAGUGCCCCAGAUCCAGUUUAUACCUUGAGGGCCAGUAAGUGUCUAUUAUGAGGCUGUGUCUCUGUGGCACUUUCUGACAGCUCAAUGGAGUGGGGAGGCAGGAAUGCCCCUGGAAAGGGCAGGUCUGCUAUCUCCUGCUGUGGGAACCUCAGGUGUGCAGACUUGCCCCUCUUCUCAGCCGGGUGAAUGGAUGAGUGGUCAGGGAGAAGAGUUUCAGUACAUUGCGUAUAUUAGAGCCACCUGGACGUGCCUAGAACUCAGCCAGUAUGAUGAUCAGCCUUUCCCAACCUGAGACCUUCCAGAAGUUUUUAGCUGCAAGGCCCAGCCAGCCAAGGAACAGGUAAAACUUGCACUUUUUGUCUUGGGAUCACAUAACUUCUGUUUGUUGUUGUCUUUGAAGUAUGUUUUGCAAGUAAUUUGGACUCUGAAGUGGUUUCCUCUUUUCAAAGACAGGGGAACAUAUUGGGGUGAUAUUUGAGGAAAGGAGUGGUCAAGAGAUCAGGAACUCCCCCCCUUGCAAAUAUUUAGAGGAGCUUGCACCAGCAACCUGGCGUUUGGGUGGCAUUUAGAAUUCCCACGAGAUCAAGUGCUCUGUCCACAUCUCCCCCAUCCUCCUGCCAUAAGCCAAGGAACUUUGCAUAAUGCAGUGCUGUAUGGUUUACAUCAUGUAUUCACACUGCACAAUUGGCGCUGCCUUGGCACACAACAAGAAUUUUGCUGAGUUUGGGUCUAUUUUUUAACAUAGACUUAAUUUACUCUUUUCAGAUGUUCCAUAUCAACAGACCUUGUGUUUGGGGGAAAGUUUUGCAGGGUAAUUUGGUGCUGAAGUGUUUUAAACUUGGCUAAAAAUGUUUAAAGGCAUCACAUGGGACUAAACUUUCAUUUCUUUUAAGCCAAAAAAGGGAAGCUUCUCAUCCAUAUGGAUGCAGAUGGGCAGGGGAAAUAAUUAUGCUCUGAAAAGCCAAGGUGGGUGUGGAGUUUAAUAAAGCUGACCUCUGCACAACCCCCAAGUUUGCCAGAGCAUGCUAAAUUUUGGAAAGCUCCUAAAAUGUUUGCAGUCUGAGAAAACAAAUGAAACAAAAGCACACACAUAGGUUCUAGGUGGCAUUCCUAUCACACAAUCCUAUGCAUAAUUACCCAGACGUAAUUUCCAUGGUGUUCUGUGGCCUUGCUCCGCAUUACUCCCUGGUAAGUGUGUUUAGGAUUGAAGCCUUAGAUAUCCAAACAUUACAAAAGGGCACUGACAACACCAGCCUGAUGGAAUGAAGCAGAUCUAGAUGGCGGGGAGUCUACCGGAGAAUCCCAUAAAUACCACCCAGAAUUCCAUUCAAAGAAAAUUAGGAUAUAAAUGUACAAAACAAUCAAUGGUUUGAUGGAAAAAGAGGCCCAACCUGUUGUAUACAUUCUUCCCAAACAAGAUAGCUUCCCUGUAAUUCGCACUGGGGCCAGUUAGCAUCUUUUGACAAGCCAACAUUAAUUUUGCUGAACGUUUUGUAUCUUAAAGCUAGCUGAAGGGAAGUUGUCUGCCAAAGGCAGGGUGGGGAGCGACGUCAGUUACAAACAAAACCCUCCUCCUCCGAGACAGUUUUAUCCCGGGCUUUACUGGAGUCAUCCCUCUCGUUCAGGUAUUUACCACCAUUGCUGCAGUUUUUCCUGUUAGUUCCAAAAGCAUUACAGUUUUGUCUCCCUCUCCUUCAUCACUGAGACCCCCACCCCACACUUCCUUCUCCUCCUGACUGUUACUCUGUAUUCAACAAUGUUCAUUCUGUUGAAUGGUGGGCGGAGGGCAGGCUUCUCAAAGAUUCGGCUGGAGGGGCAGCACUCCAAGAACGUUCCCUAUGGAAAGGUCACAAGGGCAAAUCAGCCCAGAGUCCAGCUACCUGCGUUUGUGUCUGCAUGAUCCUGUCUGUCUCCUUGCUCUUGUAUGUGAGGACCACCCUCUUCCUUGCUGGUCCUGCCGCCUCGUCCUGCCGCCUGGUUGUGCUUUGUAUAUGGUUAUCCCUUGUACGUUAACACCAAUUAAAAGAAACGGGAAGGCUC